This is a messenger RNA of Camelina sativa (false flax), 1163 nucleotides long. The record is from RefSeq and is a predicted model, not a curated record. Lineage: Eukaryota; Viridiplantae; Streptophyta; Magnoliopsida; Brassicales; Brassicaceae.
AUGGGGGAUAUUGGAGUAAUAUCACAUUAUGUAUUUUCAUUAGACUGUCAUUUUGUUGUUAUUUCAUUUUGCUGUGAUUACAAGAGAUGGGGAUGUGAAACUAACCAAAGAGUUUAUACUUUAUACAGACCUGAACUAUACAAGUCUAGGGUGUUGGAGCUGAAUGCGAGUGAUGACAGAGGCAUUAAUGUUGUUCGGACAAAGAUCAAGGAUUUUGCUGCUGUUGCUGUUGGGUCUAAUCAUCGUCAAGGCGGUUAUCCAUGCCCAGCAUUUAAGAUCAUCAUCCUAGAUGAGGCUGAUUCAAUGACAGAAGAUGCUCAGAACGCCUUGAGGCGCACUAUGGAAACUUACUCCAAAGUCACCAGAUUCUUUUUCAUAUGUAAUUACAUUAGCAGGAUUAUAGAGCCCCUUGCUUCCAGGUGUGCAAAGUUCAGAUUUAAACCACUUUCUGAAGAAGUUAUGACUCACCGUAUAAUGCAUAUUUGUAAUGAAGAAGGUCUCAACCUUGAUGAAGAGGCUCUUUCAACUUUGAGCUCCAUAUCACAAGGGGAUCUCCGUAGGGCCAUCACAUAUCUGCAGAGUGGGGCUCGGUUGUUUGGAUCAACAAUAACUUCUACAGAUUUACUCGAUGUGUCUGGGGUAGUUCCCCUGGAGGUAGUCACAAAACUUUUUACUGCAUGCAAAAGUGGGGAUUUCGAUAUUGCAAACAAGGAAGUGGAUAACAUAGUUGCAGAAGGAUAUCCUGCAUCUCAAAUCAUCAAUCAGCUAUUCGAUAUCAUUGUGGAGGCUGACAAUGACAUAACAGACAUCCAAAAGGCUAAGAUCUGCAAAUGUUUAGCUGAAACUGAUAAGCGACUUGUAGAUGGGGCAGAUGAGUACUUGCAGCUUCUAGAUGUGGCAAGCAAUACAAUUCGUGCCCUCUCAGAAAUGGCUCAAGACUUCUAAAGCAAAGACCAUGUAAAGUAUAAAGCUCUGCAUUUGGAUUCUACUUGAAUUUGGACCUUUUCCUUAUGACUUGUGAGUUAUCGUAAUGCCACUUUUCAUAGCUUAGGUUUUGAUAAAAAGUUGGAGCGUUGUGACGUUUUUCUGGUUGUUACUCUUUUAUGGUUUGUACUUUGUUGCAGAGUUAUUUCAUUGCAUCAACUUACAAAAUCUGUUGACUA